AAAGCCGCGACGCGUCCUCGCUGUCUCGCCCAACGACCAUCCACCCACGACCACCAUGCUCGCUAGAAUCACCGCCCGCUCUGCCCGCCUCGCCGUCCCCCGUGUCUCCCCCGUCGCCGCGCGCGGGUACGCAGAGAACUCGUUCAACAAGAAGGAGAAGGCUCAUGAGGACCAGUAUGCUCGCCAGCAUGAGGCGGAGCAGCUGAAGAAGCUCAAGGCCGAGCUUGAGAAGAAGAAAGAAGAGCUGGCCCAACUCGAGAAGCAGCACGAGGAGCUCUCGGCGAAGAAGUCAUAAAUCCACGGAGUAUGAUCGUGCACACAGCGCGAUACCUCUGAUUGUGGUCUCCUGUGAAGGACAGAUGAUUUGGCGCACUGAUUCGUAUCACAUUGUAAUGCAUAUAGCCCUACGCAUGACAAGAAAUGGAAUGAGCUGCUGUUGUUCCUGA
Molecule: messenger RNA, 446 nt
Organism: Rhodofomes roseus
Lineage: Eukaryota; Fungi; Basidiomycota; Agaricomycetes; Polyporales; Fomitopsidaceae
Exons: 6
Coding region: 56-295 (79 amino acids)
Biological process (GO): negative regulation of ATP-dependent activity
Cellular component (GO): mitochondrion
Molecular function (GO): ATPase inhibitor activity
Source: RefSeq, a predicted model, not a curated record